Messenger RNA from Pseudogymnoascus destructans, 501 nucleotides. RefSeq lists its product as uncharacterized. Lineage: Eukaryota; Fungi; Ascomycota; Leotiomycetes; Thelebolales; Thelebolaceae. Bases 1 to 501 code for a protein of 166 amino acids. The record is from RefSeq and is a predicted model, not a curated record. Gene Ontology annotation, cellular component: plasma membrane. Gene Ontology annotation, molecular function: ferric-chelate reductase activity. The transcript has a single exon. Gene Ontology annotation, biological process: intracellular iron ion homeostasis; copper ion import; iron ion transport.
AUGUUCCUUCUACAAAGUAGCAACGUCAUAUUUCGCAACGGAAUCUUUCGACACCACCUCUCACGGGCCACCAUCACCCAUGAUUCGGGUGCGGUCAAGAUCCGCCUUCACCUUCAGAAGCCGCUAAAGGUCGAUGAUGAACAGUAUGUUAACCUGUGGAUACCUUCUGUCAGCUUCUGGUCUUUCCUGCAGAGCCACCCGUUCAUGGUGAUCUCUUGGGAGCCCAAGGAGCAGCAUACCCUCGAUCUCCUCAUUGAGCCUCAGAGGGGCCUGACCCAGGAGUUGCUAUAUCAUGCUAAGAAGGGCCACACUAUUAACCCAAUCAUCAUGUUCAAUGGCCCCCAUGGGCCACGUGUUGCCAUGGACGAGUACGAGAGUAUUCUGAUGGUAGCUAGCGGCUUUGGUAUCGCCGCCCACUUACCCCACCUGAAAACCGCAAACAAAUUCCGGGGUUCGUUUAAAGGGAUGGGGACGUUGGACGCCGCAAUCACAAGAACAUGA